Messenger RNA from Tachysurus vachellii, 1434 nucleotides. RefSeq names its product E3 ubiquitin-protein ligase TRIM35-like. The transcript is spliced from 6 exons. NCBI's taxonomy places the organism in Eukaryota, Metazoa, Chordata, Actinopteri, Siluriformes, Bagridae. Gene Ontology annotation, molecular function: zinc ion binding; protein binding. The record is from RefSeq and is a predicted model, not a curated record. The coding region runs from base 7 to 1410 and encodes 467 amino acids.
GGGAGAAUGUCAGCUGAAGAGGAUCUCUGCUGUCCGGUAUGUUAUGACAUCUUCAAAGAUCCUGUUGUCCUGUCAUGUUGCCACAGCGUCUGUAAAGCUUGUCUGGAAGAAUUCUGGAAAACGAAGGAACGUCGUGAGUGUCCACUGUGCAAAGUGCUGAAUCUAAACGACCCCGAAUGUAACUCCGUUUUGAAGAGUCUGUGUGAGGCUUACUUAGAGGAAUACAGUCAGAGAUAUGCAGCGGGCUCGAAACAACACUGCAGAGUACACGGCGAAAAACUUAAACUCUUCUGUCUGGAAGACAAACAGGCUGUAUGUCAGAUUUGCCAAAUGUCUUCACAGCACCACAACCACGAAUGCUACCCCAUAGAAGAGGCAGCAGAUCACUUUAGGAUGGAACUCAAAACUGAACUAAAGCCCUUUCAGGAAACAUUGGACUGCUUUAGUCAAGUGAAACAGUCUUACCACAAAGCCACAGCACACAUUAAGAGGCAGACCCUGCGCACAGAGCAGCAGAUUAGGGAUGAGUUUAAGAAGCUCUACCAGUUUCUACGAAUUGAAGAAGCAGACAGGUUGCUUGCGCUGCGAAAAGAAGAGAAGGAGAAGACUCAGUUGAUAGAGAAGAAGCUUGAGGAGAUCGACAGAGAGAUGUCAUCUCUUUUAAAACUUAUCAGAAUCAUAGAAGAAGAUAUGUGGACUGAAGAUCUGUUAUUCAUACAGAGCUUUGAGACCUCAUUGACAAGAGCUAAGUGCUCCUUACAGGAUCCAGAGAUGAUCUCAGGAACAUUGAUUGAUGAAGCGACUCACCUGGGCAACCUGGCAUACAGAGCAUGGGUGAAAAUGAAGGACAUUGUGCAGUACAAUCCCAUCAUUCUGGAUCCCAACACUGCACACAAGUCUCUUACACUGUCAGAAGAUCUCACCAGCGCGACAUUUAAUGAAACCCAAGACAUGACGCACCUUCCUGAUAACCCAGAACGGUUCAAAUCGAGUGUGUGUGUCCUCGGUUCUGAGGGUUUUGCCUUAGGGAACCACUGCUGGGACGUUGAGGUUGGGGAUAGGAGUUUGUGGGAGGUGGGAAUAACGACAGAGUCUAACCCAAAAAAUGCAUGCCUGUUUUAUAAUAGUGUGUGGAGUGUGGAGAGUAAUUUUGGGUUUUACACUCGGUCUCCUGCUCGGCCAAAGUCUCCGUUCUCUGCUGAGGGAGGACUCGAGAGAAUCAGAAUCCACUUAGACUGCGAAAGGGGACAGGUGUCCUUCUCUGACCCGCUCAAUGACACAGAAAUAAAAACCUUCAAUUACACAUUUACUGAGAAAGUGUAUCCAUUUUUCUGGUGUCAUAAUAAGAGUUCACCUGUUAAGAUUUUACCUAUGACUAUUUUACCCAGGACAGUUCUUGAAACUGAAUGAGAAAUUUAAGAUCUGUCUGAAGGC